This is a messenger RNA of Dinoponera quadriceps, 2040 nucleotides long. RefSeq lists its product as uncharacterized. The transcript has 2 exons. The record is from RefSeq and is a predicted model, not a curated record. Bases 242 to 1696 code for a protein of 484 amino acids. Lineage: Eukaryota; Metazoa; Arthropoda; Insecta; Hymenoptera; Formicidae.
CUGACACAUCGUAUUAUUGAUAGUUUAUGAUCAAAUUUAUUUACCAGAAUUUUGAAACGCUGUUAUUGGAUAACAUUGUUAAUUGACAGGGCGUUAAUUAACAAAUCCGAUUUAGCCGCUCGGGCAUCUUUGCACGUAUACUUUGCACAAUCCUUACAAAAGUAUAUUACUUGCUGUAAUUCAGAUUUCUAGAUUGGACCACGAAGGGCUCACUAAUCAUUAUUCAAAUAUUUCCAUCACGAUGAUGCGACAAAGCAAUAUUCAACAACAUACGAUGACACUUUGGAACAAAGAGAAACCUGAGGAAAAUUGCAGGGAUCUAUCAGAGGACAAUAUGCAUGACACUUUCUGCAGCGAAGAGAAAAUCGCAGAGUCAUCUUUUUAUACUCCCGAACAAUUUUCCGUCCACCAAAAUUCCAAGGAGUCGACGAAAACUUUGUUUAAACACAAUGAGCCAAACAACCAAAAUGACGAUCUUAUAAACUUCGUGAAGAUGUGCAAACAGAAGCUCGAUAGAGACGAAUUGCCGGCAAAUUUCGAUCAAUGGACAGUUGAACAGCAACAUGAUCACCUGAUGAGCAACGUUGACAAGUACUUCCCGAAUAUACCGGCAUCCUUGAGAUUCAUUCUGCCUGGGAUCUUCAAGGACGGAGACUGCGGCAGAUCUGCGAGCGAGAGGCCGGGCUGGCUGGACGUGGACAAAUUCCGUCGUGGACAGAAGUUCGCUCAGAAUUACUACGCCGGGAUCUGCAUAGCCCAGGUGACGUCUUUGCUGCAAUUAUUUACUUUGCAGGACGGGUUAAAGACUCUGAUUCUUAGCCGGAAGUCCGACACGCCGUAUAAGGCUUUCAAGCGGUACCUAUCGACUGUGAUUCGCGUGAACCAUUGGUACCUGGAGGACCCGUGGGAUCGAAGGACACAGGCUCAUAGAGACAUCGAAGAGGUACGCAACAUGCACCUGGCGAUGAGACGGAGACUCUGCAGCUACGACAACAAGCAGAUCGACGCGGGGUCUCAGAUCCUGCAGCUUUAUUGCCCGUUGCAGGAGGUACUACUGAAGGACUUCAGAGACUCAUGUCCGGUAGCGAGCGAUUUUCAAUGUCCAUUCACGAUGACUCGAACUAAAAGUCUCAACCAAGGCGACAUGUCUAUCACGCAGUGUGGAUUCAUAGGUUUGAUAGUGCUCUACCCGGAACAAUUCGGGCUACACAACGUCUGCGACGAGGACCUGGAGGCCUUCUGCCAUAUGUGGCGAGGACUGGGAUAUCUUCUGGGCGUCGAGGAUCGUUACAAUUUCUGUCGUGGCAGCCUGCUGGAGAUACAGCAGCGCGUCAAGGAUACCUUAGAAUACUGGAUAAAACCGAACCUGUCAUUAGUGACGCCGGAGUGGGAGCACAUGUUGAUAUGCCUCUGGAAAGGAUUGCGUUAUUACCUGCCGACUUCGACUUAUAGAGUUCACUUACUCUAUUUUUGCAAUGUGUUAGAAUUGAACAUGCUCGGCCUUUACAAGUCUUUGAGUUUUAGGGAGAAAGCGAUAUAUUUAUGGUCGAUAUUCAUGUUCAUGUACUUGGCGAGGUUGCCAAUCGUUGUUGCUAUCAUGAACGCAGUAACUCGCAGAUGUCUGAAUUUGGCGGUAAACUUUAGACCCGAAAAACGUCACAAACUCAAAAAGAGAUCUGAUGAAAAUAUAUUGUAGUAGUUAAUUUAUAAAAAUAUCUUCCAAAGUAACAGACCGAUGUCCGAGGACGUAUUUACAUUUAUACUGACACUCGAUAUACUGACACUCGAUAUACUCUCGUCAUAUGAUCCCAGAAAAAAGUGAUUAUAUAUAUAUGAUUAUGUAUAAUUAUAUAGAAUCAUGUAUGAAUUUUGCAGUAUAUGUGGUUACAUACAUGAUCAUAUUUAUGUUUAUGUCCAUAUAAAAAAAAUUAUGUAGUUUAAUUUAAUAUCGAUAUCAUGUGCUGUCGGAAGUACAAGUAGCACAGAAGCAUUUACUUCGAUUAUAUUUGCAUAUGAUUUGUAAAGAAUAGUAUUUUAGGU